AUGUGCAUAUACUAUCUUGGACAGCCAAUGCUGGCUCCUCUAUGCGUCUUUACAAGCACUACCUUUGCAUCCGGCCGUGGCAUAUCAAUUGUCACGACACCGGAGCUAGCGGCUCAUGUUGCUUCUCUUCCCGCCUUCACCAAUCCUUCCCUUCUUAAGACUGAUAAAACCAAUGAACGCAGCGACAAAUGGUUCACAUCCAGCAUUCCGAACAAAGGCAUCGGAACCCUUGCCCUCCACGACCUCGCUCCAGACACCCAGAUCCUGCGAUACACUCCGGCCUUCGUCGCCUACCUCGAAGCCGACCUCAGCACCCUUGCCCGCGAAGCCCUCUGGCACACAGCUGUCACCCGCCUGCCUCCCACAACCCGCUCAUCUUUCCUUAGCCUCAUGUAUAUCUACGGUGAUCCUCGUGUGCGUAUCCAGGACAUCACAAAGGCAAACACCUUUCAGCUCAGCAUCGGCGGCACAAAUCAUCUCGCUAUUUUCCCUGAAACAAGCCGGCUGAACCACGACUGCGCCCCCAACGCCCAGUACGUUCUUGACCCACUGAUGCUAACGCACACUGUGCACGUCACUCGUCACGUCCCAGAGGGCGCUGAGAUCACCAUCGCGUACACGAGUCCUCUCGAGAAAUCAGCAGUUAGGGCCGAGCGGGUCGCAGAGGGAUUCCAUUUUGCAUGCGGGUGUGCGCGAUGUGAGGAUGCAGAGCGGUCGGACGCGGUGUUGGCGCGGGCGGCGGAGCUGCAGGCGCAGCUGAAUGACUGGAGUGGGAAGUCCGAAGCGACACCGGCGAUGGCAGCGGAAUUGGUGCGGAUGUAUGUUGACGAGGGGCUGGAGGGAUUUCUGGACGUACCGUUUGGGUUUGCGGCGUUGGCGUGGAAUGCGGUGGGGCAGACGGGGGAGGCGAGAGUAUGGGCUGCGAAGGCAAAGAGGGCAGUGUUGAGGAAGGAUGGGGAGGGGGCCGAGGCGCUGAGGAUCUGGGAUAGCUUGCUGGCAGAUGCGGAAGCGCAUUGGAGUUAUAAACGGCGGUUGUGA
Molecule: messenger RNA, 1038 nt
Organism: Boeremia exigua
Lineage: Eukaryota; Fungi; Ascomycota; Dothideomycetes; Pleosporales; Didymellaceae
Exons: 2
Coding region: 1-1038 (345 amino acids)
Molecular function (GO): protein binding
Source: RefSeq, a predicted model, not a curated record